Molecule: messenger RNA, 3406 nt
Organism: Contarinia nasturtii (swede midge)
Lineage: Eukaryota; Metazoa; Arthropoda; Insecta; Diptera; Cecidomyiidae
Exons: 9
Coding region: 622-2823 (733 amino acids)
Source: RefSeq, a predicted model, not a curated record
UUGCUGUCUUUCAAUCAUAUCGGAUGCAAAUCUAUUUUGUGCUGUUCAAUUGUAAUAAAAUUGUGUUUAUUGGUUGGGCUGUCAACUAUUCAUACAUGAAAAGUAUUUUCCCUGUUAUUUCACCGAAAGUUCAGAAGAAAAUCCGUGAAAAAAACGUGCGUGUCGAUAAAAUUUGCAAUUUUUUUGUGUCGUUGUUUUUUGUUCGCCAAUUCUACGACUUCGUCCAUUGAUUCGCAAAUCUGAGUGUGUGACAGAACAGUCUAUCAAAAUAAAAACAAACGUCGAUUACACACAGUGUUCGUUUUUGUGAAAAUAAAGUACAGUGAUGCACAAAUGAAACGAAGCGAUAAUUGCAGCACUGUGGACUGUGACAAAAACUGUUUGUGAUUGUGAACCGGUGAAACAAAUCACUAUCGAUAGCAAUCACGAAUGCAUCGAUUUCAUGUGAAGUGCGCCAAAAAAUAAAAGUGACAGUAACAGAAAAUUUUUGUGAUUGAUUUCAUUUGCUAUAUUAUGGCGACAGCAUAACCUAGAAAAAAUAUAAAAAUCAAUCGAAGAGACAUUGUGUUUUCGAUAGAAUUCCGGUAAUUCAAAUCGCAAAACAACACCAACACUCUCACGAUGGCAAAAGCAAAGACUGAUGACGUCAUAAAAGACAUCGAGGAGCAAGCGAAACACAUCGCAAAAAAGAUGAAAUUGUUGCAAAACGAUUGUUUGGAUUCAAUGAAUCGGAGAUCGAUUCCGAUGAAGCACAUCUUCUUUGUCAUGGCUCACAUGGAGAAAUUAUUGGUCGGAAAGGAUGGUGAGCUCUUUCAAGAGAGCUUCAUCGGCCACUUGAAAAUUGUAGCGAUUUUGGCCGAGGAAGCGUUAAACGACAAUUUCUACGAAAACUUCAAAAAAAUCACCAGAUUGUUAUUUCAAUUAUUCCCGAAAAUUGUCAAUAACACUGAAUUUUUAUGCCGUGUAUUUCGAGUUUGGUGCUCAUCGGUUCAACACAUUCCACAUGAAAUCAUUCAAGAAAUGACCAAUGAAGAUCAAUUGAAAACAUUCGGACAGAGCAUUGUUAGUGCCAACACGAUUUCACUGCAACAAACAUUUGUCGACACAAUUUUUCACUAUUUUGGACACACGCCGGAAACACCGUCACAAUUCUUGCGGAAAUUUUUUCAAGAAAUGUCAUCGCGUAAGAUCGACAUUGGAUCGGUCACCAAUGACUUUGCGGAAAAGCAAUGGUUUCUGUAUCAGCUCAAUCGGCACUUGCGACCAAACGACCAGAAAAUCCAUUCGGAAAUGGUUGAAUGUUUUGCAUUCGGUGAUGAGGUCGUCAGAUGUGAUACGGUUGAGCGAUUCGUACACUUCAAUGUGAAUUCCAUUGAAUUUUGGGUUCCGUAUGGAUUCGAUGGCAGCGACAACAUUAAGGUUCACAUUCAUGCCUCUAACAUCAAAAAAGUUGUGAUUCAAGAUGAUGAUUUGCCUUUUGCCCGCGUAAUGGCUAUUGAAUUGAAUCGUGAAGCAAAAUUUGAAGACGCCAAAGGAAGACAAGUUGCUCCGGACAAACUUUACCAAGCAAAUGUCAUCACAAUGGAAUUCAUGGUCGGAUUCAAGAAGAGCCAACUCAACGAACUGCUGCUCGGAAUGCUAUGCAUAACGGCCGACAGACUGAUAGAUUUUUUGGAGAAAAGAGCAAAGCUGUUUCCAUUUUCUGAUACCGAGAUAUACGACGAUGAUGAUUCGAUUGAAUUCAUUUCGCUAAACUCCGGAACGCCAGCCAGUCACAAUCGAUCCCAAUCAAAAUCAUCGCAAAUCUCUGAAAAACCCACGCAAUCACAGGAAAUCCCUAUUAAACCAUCAAAAUCACAAGAAAUCUCCAACAGACCAUCACACGACAUUUUCAUUGAUCCCAAUGAGUCAUUUGUUACACCAUCGGAAAUUGUGAUGGAAAAAAUGGUUAAAUCUGAAAAAAUAAGACCCAAACGAAAGUUCGAUUCACCAGUCACAAAGGUUGAUCUCACUGAUGACAAUGAACCUCCACCGAAGACAAUGAAGUCGGCCGACGUACAAAUUGAACCAUCGACAUUUUAUCGAUCGUCGAUUGAUGACACAAAAACACAGCUGAAACGUCCAAAACGUGGUGCAGCUAAAGUGGCAUUGAAAAAGAUUAAGACGGUCGAUACAUAUAAGUUCAGUGAUGAUAGCAGAACACCACCGAAAAAAGCACAACCGAAAAAGAAAAAGCGUGCACCAACUAAACGCAAAGCAAAAGUUCCAAUCGGUCCUGUCAUUGAGAUUCCGCCCCGAAUUGGAAAUUCGAUCAAUCCACGAAAAUUGUAUAAUCCAAAUCAGUAUGAUGAUGACGCAUCAAAUGCAAUCGAUCUUGAUGUCGAUAAAAAGCAAAAGAUUAGGUCGCAUUGGAGCAAUGAACCUGUAAUACCGGAAAGUUUCCACAGCUCCAUUUUGGAGGAUACAAACCGGAAAAAGAGCCGAAUUUUUCAAAAUAUUGACAAAAUCAAUCUGAAGGCACAAAAUCGUCCGAAUGCCAGUUUUUCGUAUCGCCAAUCGAAGAUAGCACAAAAACAACAACCAGCUGACUCAACCAUUGUUUCGAUUGAUGCAGCGAAAGGUUCACAGAAUGACCACAUGGACAUAGAAGACGAUGACAUCGAUGUCAAUGGUAACUUCACCGCAAAUGUCAACAUUGAUCGGAAAGGAACGGUCGGAAGGUGCACAAAAGAUUGUAACGAUCUUAAUCGAGAAUUUCUUCGAGGUGUAAGAGAGAUUUCAAAUAUCAGCAACCAACUUGUCGUCUUAUUAAGUCCAAAAUGAACACGUUGCCAUUAAUAUGGUUUAUAAAGGCCAUCGAAACCAAUAUGCUACUUUGUAAAUAUCGCUGGAAUCGAAAGAGAAAAAGUCACAUCAGAAAUUGUUCAAUUGUCACACAAUCUAAGAGCUUCUUGCAAACUGUUAUGAAUGAUAACAACAUUGAAGUCAGUCACAACAAUACACAAAACCCUUGCUGUCAUGGCCGGAAGAUAUUUGGAUGAACUUCAAGCAUUACACUGGCUUUGGAUAAACUGGAUAAUUAAUUGGACUCAAACAAACAGCCACUAACAUGACACAUAUUUUUAUGUCUUUUGGACUUUUGAUUCGUUUUAUUAUCAGAAGAGAAAGAGAUACAUAAUACUAAAAUUGGUUAAUCGAUGACUGAAGCAAAUUCAGCUAAUCUUUUAUUGUAAUUUUCGAUUGUGAACUUAAAAACUAUUUGAAGACAUUUUGCCAACAAUGAGGCUAUACAUGGAUUUCUUUUUGAAUAUACUGAAUUCUUUCAAAAUAUCGUUACAAGAAAAAUAAAAUAAUUGUAUACAAAAUAAAAUAUCAAGUUAUAUAAAACCAGAAGUUAGUUUAACCA